Molecule: messenger RNA, 2213 nt
Organism: Penicillium brasilianum
Lineage: Eukaryota; Fungi; Ascomycota; Eurotiomycetes; Eurotiales; Aspergillaceae
Source: the annotation of a GenBank genome assembly
CGCGGAUAUUCACUCGAGUUUCACAACAUUCAGCUCCUUAGCUCAACGUUUCCUUAACGAAACCCUUGCCUUUCGUUGGCUUGCCAAUAGGUCUUGGUACUCAGUCCUCGGUAUCGGAGCUGGAACUAAGACUGCUGAAAACUAUGGCUCCAGCCAACCAAACUCCUCGGACACGCCGCCACAGGUCCGCAGUAGCUUGCCAGGGCUGUCGUCAACGGAAAGUUCGUUGCAGUAUCACAGUCACUGGCGUUCCUUGUGUUGGAUGUGUCCAGGACGGCUCACAGUGUGUUGUAAAUGCAAAGAAAGGAAAAACAGCGAAUCAGAUCAAUCACACAGGUUCUAGCCGGGCUAGUCAAAGUCUUCCCGUGACUCGGAGAUCAAAUCCUAUACCUGAGGUCUCUUCGCUUGAUCCACUGAGUGCUGCUGCUUCCCGAAUGGGCUCAGAACCCGCUACAUCGAGAUCUGUAGUAGCCGACGAAGCUUCCUUACCAGACAAUCCCGAAGAUGAAGAGCGCAAUGGACUAGAAAUAGCAUCCGCGGCAUUGGGGCGGCCAGAGAAAACGGGGGAAGUGCCCUUUUAUGCUGGCGGGCAGACGGGGCCUACUUCAGCCCUGGAUAUUUGCUUUACGGAGCAGUCAUUGCCGAGGCAUUUUCUCAUUCCCCUCCAUAGGACAAGUCUGUCUGAGGAGAAUAAGGAAUUUCUCCGUAGGAAGGGAGUUUACACACUUCCAGGGAGAAAUGCUUGUGAAAGCUUGAUUGAAGCAUACCUCCUCAAUGUCCAUCCAAUAUUGCCGGUGAUAGAAGCCGAUUUGCUUUUGAGUCAUCAUCAAACUGGACAGCUUGAGAGGUAUAAUCUUUUGCUUCUUUGGAGUCUGUUCUUCGUCGCUGUCAAUUUUAUCCCAGCUCACAUAUGCGAGCAAGAAGGCUUCACAUCGAGGAGGGCAAUGAAAUAUGCGAUGUAUUCCAGAGCCAAGUGUAUGUACGAGAACGGAAACGAACGUAACAAAAUUGUGCUGCUACAAGCUUCGCUUUUAAUGGGUUUCUGGCACUCAGAAAUAGACGAACAUGCACAACCGUGGUAUUGGACAGGCUCCGCGAUAAGCCAUUGCCAAAUCCUAGGCCUGCAUCGAGAUCCAGGAACCUCAACAUACAACCCGCAUAUCACCGACAGACAACGAGCUCUUUGGCGUCGUCUCUGGUGGUGCUGCUUCUUCCGUGACCGCUGGCUUGGUCUCACGCUGGGCAGACCUCUGCGUAUCAAUCUGAAUGACUCUGACGUCCCCAUGCCGCUAGUUGGGGACAUGCUUUUUGAUAUUGAGAGCUUGGGCGAACUUGGUCUAGCUGAUCGACUACCGAGUGACAUGCCAAGACUAAGUGAAUACUGGGUGAUGCUCAUCGAAAUGAGCCGUCAGUUGGGUGAUGUCCUGGUUAUGAAUUUCCAAGCUGCCCGACCCAGAGGGACACUUGACGAUGUCAAAAAGCUCGAGGGAGAUCUUCUACGCUGCAGACUCCCGGAUUUGUAUGAAGGGGGCUUGACGCGCAUUUCCAAGUUCUACUCGAAUAAUGUUCAUCUACAUUAUCAAGCAUUGCUAAUUACCUUUUACCGGCCUUGGGGAAUGGAGUCUCCGGACGGUAUCGACCCUGGCACGAAAGAGGACUGGAAAGAACGAAUGAGACUAAAGGCUGAUCAUGCUGCCUCCCAAACAAAUGAAAUCCUGGAUAGGCUUGUCCAGGACGGACUGAUUGGAUUAGCAGGCCCUAUGACACCCCCACUCUUGGUCCCAGCAAUGCAAACGCAUCUGCUCCAAUGCAAAUGCGGCGAUCCCCUUGCCAAGCGCAUCAGGCUAAAUAAGCUAGAAGUUUGCAUGCUAGUGAUGGAGGAACUGCAGAAGACCUAUACCGUCGCUUCAGUGUAUCGUGGAAUUUUCACAAAGGCUAUCCAGCAAGUUUUCCCGGAUUACCCCGAUCGUGCGAUGCACACCAGUUGUCCACCAGCAUCGAUCCCUGUGUCUCAAGCUGAGGAACCUGCGAGGAGUUUAUUCAACGAGGGUGAAGUUUCAGGUGCUGGGCAGAUUGGGGAGUCUGAUUUUGGAGUCUUAGAUGGGGAUGACUUGAUGGCUGCUUUGAUGGAUGCUUCUGUCUUUGACUUUUGGCAGGCUUGCAAUCAAGUCUGAUAGGUAGUAAAUCUAAUGCCUCUUGACAGGUCUCCUGGC